Thyridium curvatum is the source of this 414-nucleotide messenger RNA. RefSeq lists its product as uncharacterized. NCBI's taxonomy places the organism in Eukaryota, Fungi, Ascomycota, Sordariomycetes, Thyridiales, Thyridiaceae. The coding region runs from base 1 to 414 and encodes 137 amino acids. The record is from RefSeq and is a predicted model, not a curated record. The transcript is spliced from 3 exons.
AUGAAGUUCACCGCUGUGGCUCUCGCUUCCCUGUCCCUCUUUGGGUCCACGCUUGCCGUUGAUUCUUGGGAGAUCUACUCUUUCCGAGGACCUUGCCCAAAGAGCGGGAAGAUCAACAGCAGCGACAAGACUUGGGAACUUCUGACCCUUGGCGAGAAAGACAUGAGCAACAACUGCCAGCCGUUCUGGGCUAAACACAAGGGCGACUCUGUCUCGGUCUUUAUGAAGGGAUUCGAGAAGUUGGGGAAAGAGAUGGUGCUGUACACCAAGCCCAGCACCGGGCUAUGCGAAAAGAACAACGAGAUCCGAGUCUUUUCGGAGGAUGGGUGCAUCGCGAUUCCUGACGGCUGGAACCCUGAGUACUUCUCGGUCCGGGACAAGAAGAAGAAGCGCGCUGAGGAGUUCAGUGCUUGA